GACGAAUUUUUAUGUUUGAUCACAUUAGCUAACUGUCCAUAUAGCGGCACGGAAAAAAACUCUGGUAAAGUUGUCGACACUGAUCUUUUUUUUUUUUUACAUUUUCCAAGAUGAACAGAAUUCUUCUCAGCAUUUUCGCAGUUGGCCUGUGUUUUUCAGUUGGCCAGGCUCUGAAGUGCUACAAAUGUGACUUGGGCUUCUGGGACUUGUGCUACACCACCGAAGUCAACUGCAAUGCCGGGGAGAAUUGUUUCAGCGGUGUCGGAAAAGCAAUUAAGUUUGUGGACAUCAAGAUGAAAGGCUGCCUGAAAGUGAAUGAAUGCAACAAGACGAUCACAACCGAUUUCCCUAACAGCUCCAACCGCACAGUGUACAACAUAAUGAAGGCCUGCUGUGACACGGACCUGUGUAACGCUGCCCCGGGCCUGCCCCGAAUGAGCAUCCUGCCCCUAGCCCUCGCCACCCUGUCCACUGCCUUCAUGACCAAAGUCCUGGUGUAAAGGGGCGAAUCCCUGUGUGGCCUACACACAUACAUAUGCAGAGGUUGAUAUACAUGUAGGUUGAUGGUUCGCACACCCACACGCACUCAUCAAACAUUAGCACCAAUCUGUCUGUGUGUAUAAGAACUGCAUUACGUUUGUAUAAUUUAAGCCAAGGAGGAAACAUAUGUUAAAGUGUACCAUAUACCAGCUAAACCUUUUAAAAUGAUUUCUAUUAAAGAAUUUGAUUUGUCCUUGA
This is a messenger RNA of Oncorhynchus gorbuscha (pink salmon), 738 nucleotides long. RefSeq names its product lymphocyte antigen 6D-like. Gene Ontology annotation, cellular component: membrane. The record is from RefSeq and is a predicted model, not a curated record. The transcript is spliced from 3 exons. Bases 111 to 500 code for a protein of 129 amino acids. Lineage: Eukaryota; Metazoa; Chordata; Actinopteri; Salmoniformes; Salmonidae. Gene Ontology annotation, molecular function: transmembrane receptor protein serine/threonine kinase activity.